Messenger RNA from Cyphomyrmex costatus, 1100 nucleotides. Its product is annotated as coiled-coil domain-containing protein 51. The record is from RefSeq and is a predicted model, not a curated record. NCBI's taxonomy places the organism in Eukaryota, Metazoa, Arthropoda, Insecta, Hymenoptera, Formicidae. Bases 138 to 1100 code for a protein of 320 amino acids. The transcript is spliced from 2 exons.
UUAAAUUGUGUCAAAUUAUAGUUCAAGAUUAGAGAUGAGCUAGUCUCUGUAUUUCAAUUCUGUCGGCAUUUAAUAAUCCAGUUAAUUUAGUAAUAUUUUUUCAUAUCAUCAUUUUUUCGUAUCAUCCACUUAACAUAAUGAUAGAACGCUGCCGGCAAUUAAUGAGGCUAGUAAUAAGAGAACAAGUGAAGAGGUACGGGGUGCUUCAUAAUGCAAAGGGAGUUGUAGAAAAUGUCGCGGAAAAAGCGCAGAGCAUCGCGACCGAAAAAUACAACGUCGUUGCGAAAAAAUUUAACGAUCAGUCUAUUAUAAUACAAGAUUUAAAUGCUAAGGCAUUAGAAACAAAUGUACCAUUGCCAGGAAAAAUUAUUAAAAUGUGGCAAUGGUAUAACCAAUUAAUAGGAAUGGAUACAGUUGAAACAGCCAGAAGACAAGUGGUUACCCUUCAGGAUAAACUAUUCCAGUGUCAGGACGAUAGGAGAACUUUGAAUAAAGAGUUAACAGAUCUUGCCUAUAAACUGCAAGAGAUCUAUGCAGAAUUAAUUCGAACAAAACGAGAUGAUCCCAAGUAUGUAGAAUUGACGAUAAUGGAGCACAAGUCUUUACAGGAACAAAAGAAACUUGUUAAUCAGCUGGCAUCAUCCGAGAAAGAAGAGAGGGAUAAUUUCACGCAAUUGGCAACUGCAAUAAAAGACUAUCAUAUCAGCCAAAACUUAAAUGCACAGAAAUAUAAAUAUUUAUCUAUUAUCGCUUCUGCCACAUUAGCAAUUAUAUCAUUAAUCGGUUCAAUAAUAAUUAAUAAUAAAAGAAUAUUAGAUGUACGGAAUACCAUAAGCACAGCACAAGAAAAGAAUGAAUCAUUAUUUCAAAAGAAUAUGGAUGAACUAUCUGAUAUUAAGAAAAUAUUGCAAUCAUUCAAUACCAAGGCAAUAUUGAAAAAACAAGAAAAUGCAAUAGAUUUAACUAAAGAAAUCAAUCAAUCUAAUAUGUCUAAUAUAUUUGUGUCUUCUGCAAAGUAUUCAGCAAAUUUGUUGAUUUCAGGACUAAGUUAUGCCAAGAAAGGUAUUUAUACAUGUGCAUCAUAUAUUUUUUACAAAUAA